This is a messenger RNA of Gastrolobium bilobum, 3170 nucleotides long. Its product is annotated as probable myosin-binding protein 4. The transcript has 4 exons. NCBI's taxonomy places the organism in Eukaryota, Viridiplantae, Streptophyta, Magnoliopsida, Fabales, Fabaceae. Gene Ontology annotation, molecular function: myosin binding. The record is from RefSeq and is a predicted model, not a curated record. Bases 1 to 2706 code for a protein of 901 amino acids.
AUGGCAGCAGGUGGAAGUGGAACUUCAUUUGUCAAAACAAAGAGGACACAUGGGUUCACUACCCUUCUUACAUCUGCAGCUUGUGAAUGGUUUUUGAUAUGCCUGCUGCUAGUUGAUGCCGUGCUAUCAUACCUGCUCAGAAAGUUUGCAAGUUAUUGCCAAUUGCAAUUGCCUUGUUUGUUAUGUUCUAGGCUUGAGCAUAUCCUAGGUGGAGAAAAACCAGAGUUCUAUCAGGACCUAUUUUGCAGCAAUCACAAAUCAGAAAUAUCAUCUUUGGUAUUCUGUCAUAUCCAUGGUAGGCUUGCAGAUGGUCAUAGGAUGUGUGAUGAUUGUCUUCUGUCAUUCACCGCAAGCACUAAACGCAACACAAAAACUCACAGGUUGUUGGUGGGUAAAUUUGGGCUGGUUAUUGGUGGUUCUGGUUCCCAAAGCCCUUUGCUAAGCAGAGAUUUGUUUACUGGCUCUAAGAGCUCAAGGCCAUGUACUUGUUGCGGUAGGCUUUGGAAAUCAGAACAGAAUUUCCCAAGAUCUAUCCAACUAAAAUCACCUGGGAGAGCUUUUCUUAAGCCAUGUAUUCCUUUGCCAAAUGUACAAAGGCAAAGCCGUGUAAAUCACCGGGAUAACAUGAAGAAAACAAGGGAUAAGUUCUCUGGAUCAGAAGGAAAAAGCAGUUUUCAUCCAUUAUCUCAUAUUGGAUACACUGAGCUGAGACUUAAUUCUGAUUCUGAGUCUGAGUUUCAAUUUUCUGAUGAUGAUGAUGUUAGUAGUGUAUUUCAUGAAAGCAUUGAAGCUGUCAAUGACCCUAUUGCUCAAAUUACAUCAGCAACUCCUCCAAAAUGUAUUCCGAGUGAUUCGAAUGCAGCAAAGCCUAACGGUAGUUCCCCCAAGGAGCCCAACGUUAGCAAGCACCAAGAUGUGAAGUUCCUGGGUACUGAUGCUGUUAAUGACAAGGGUCUGGAAGAAGUUAAUUGGCAGCAACCAAAUCAAAAGUCAUCCAGUUCUGACGUGCCUGAGCUCAUUUCACUAGAUGAGGCUUCACCAUCACCUAUUGUGAAUGUCUCUAAUGGAGAAUCAGAAUCAGAAGACAUUAAGAUUACUCUCUAUCAUAAUUCUCUUUCUGCUCCCCUAUCCGAGCUUGUGACCUUGGAUGGCAGCCGUGCACCUGUUGGAGCUUCAUCAGAUAAAUCUGUAGAUGUUACAUCAGAUGGGAAAGCCUUGGAGGAAAUUGGUACAAGGGAUAAAGCAUCUACUGAAACUGAUCCUUUGGUAAGUGAUUCUGCUCCUAUAAGUCCUAGACAAGAGAACUCCAGUCACAUGAGUAAGUCCCCUGUCACCACUAAGGAAAGAGAAGAACCUGGUUUUGUCAUAGAACAGCCGACCACCAAUGAAGUUGGUGAAGUCAAGGUAGAGCUGGACCUAUCACCAUCAUAUAAUUCUUCUCUUCAUGGGUCUAAUAUGUCAUCAGUUGUUCCCAUGAAUCAUGUUCACUCCCAUGAGAUACCCGUUGAGGAUUCUAGUUCAAAUGAAAUGCGGGUACUUCAAAAGUCGGCCUCAGUUGAAUCUGCUCUUGAAUCUCUGGAUGAAAGCAAUGUUACUGAAAUUGAAGGGGAGUCUAUUGUUGAUCGAUUGAAGCGACAGAUUGAGUAUGACAAGAAAUGCUUGGAUGCUUUACAUAAGGAACUGGAGGAAGAGAGAAAUGCCUCUGCUAUUGCUGCAAAUGAAGCAAUGUCUAUGAUUACAAGGUUACAAGAGGAGAAGGCAGCGCUGCAAAUGGAGGCUCUUCAAUAUUUAAGAAUGAUGGAAGAGCAAGCAGAAUAUGAUAAUGAAGAAUUGGAGAAAGUUAAUGAUCUACUCACAGAAAAGGAAAAAGAGAUACAAGAUAUGGAAGACGAACUGGAAUUUUAUAGGGCAAACAUGACCGAUGAGCCUACGGUCCACAGUAUGCAUAAGGAAAGUUUUGAUUCGAAAGAAGAAAACGUCACAGUACAAAAUAUUGGUGUGCAUAACGUCAAAAAUACUGCGAACAAUUAUUCUGAUUCAAAGUUUGCUGAGGUAUCCAAAGUCAGUGAUGAAGCUGUAGCUGGUGGAACCUCAUCCUUUGAAUUUGAAGAGGAAAAGCUAUACAUUUCACAAUGUUUGAAAUGCUUGGAAAGGAAGCUUCAUCAAAUUUCUUGUAAUGAAAUUUCAUCCGAUGUACCCAAUGUUAGACCUGAAAAGCCUGAAGUAGGUAAAUUGGAUCAACAAGGAGCUUCUAAUGGUGAAGGGCCUCAAUUAGAUGGUCAUGAAGAGCCUGAUUUGUCCAUACAGAAAAAUAUUAACACAUUAAAUGGAAGUCAUGAUGAUAAGGAUGGGCCAGCUGUUUCAGAGAGUGGUGAUUGUUCACUUAGUAUUGAAAACAAUGAAUCCGCAUCUAUUGGACCAAAAACUUCCACUCCUGGAAAAGAAGUUGAGUUGGUUGCUCUAGAAAAUGAAAUAUCAGACCUUAAUGACAGGUUGGAAGCACUCGAAUUUGAUCAUGAUCUUCUUGAGCACAUAGUAAAUUCUCUUCAAAAUGGAAAUGAUGGAAAACAAUUUAUUCAAGACAUAGCUCAUCGAUUGCAUGAGCUCCGGGAAAUUGGAAUAAGAUCAAGAUGCAGACAUAUAAAGAAUGGUGGACAUGUUUUUUUGCCUAGAGAGGGGUCGUUCAAUGAUGAUAGAAGUUUAUGAACAGAUUUUACAAAAUUUAUGCAUGCAAGAUCAGAGUGCAGAAUAAAAAACAAACGAAGACAAUGGGUUGUGAUGACAGAAUCAUGUUUUAUUUCUUUGAUAUGCCUAAAUAUUGUGGAGAGCCACGACAUAAUCUCAUGCACAGGCAUCUCUAUAUCUGCUCUGAACAAGUUUAUGGAGUAAGUAAUAGGAAUAGUAAACUUUGGCUUUAAUUUCUUGAUCCUUCCUUGCCUGGGGGGUUUUUCUCUUGUCCUUUGUGUUUCGUUGACUUAAUAGAUGGAGUUUAGUCUCGGUGUAUUGAUGAGAUGAUACACGGGGUGAGUUGAUAUUUCUGUAAGUUCUUGUGAUGGAAAACAAUUGCUCUGUAAAUCCCGAGUUGGGAAUUUAACACAUGGUUGUUAUAGAGGGAAAAUAUGCCCAAUUUUACAAAGAUGAUUUUUUUUUUUUUAUACAAGUGAGAAUUG